GGCCCGCAAGAGAAAUGUCCAUUCCUCGGCUGCCAUGGCCGCCUUGACUCCUCUCACAUAUCCUGCUUCGUCUCCAGGCAUAUCGCGUUCUCCACUGACUUCCUCAAAACCCUACCACAACUCGACUCAGCCAGACCCAUCACCUCUUGGUAUCCCCGUCGCAGAUGCUCCUCAAGACGCUUCCGAAAAUGCCUCUCCUCGACCUUCUUCUCCGAGAGAACGUCCCCAAAUCAUGCCUCCGAUCGGCCAAGCAAAAGGGUACAGAGUGGUUUAUGAUCCUUUAGUAUUGGACGAAAAGGACAAGGAAAAAUACGACAAGCUCAACGAGAAAGAGAAGAAGGGCUUAAAAGUCAAGAUCGCGUCUUUCGGGACCGAGUCACACCAAGAAUCUCCGCCUCCAGACCCCAGGCUAGCCAUUGUAGGCUACACGUCAGGCAAGGCUGUACCAGUCAAGGUUCAUUCGAAAUGGAGACUUCGCAUCGCACAACACGCCUUGAAACCAUAUGCGUACGAUAAGGCUUCGACGAUCGGACCCGCCCCGCCGAAACAAAUUGUCGUACACAGUUUUGAUCCUUUCACGCCCGAAUCCCAACUCAAAUCCUUCUUCGCGAGCUUUGGAGACAUUGCCGAGUUUCGCAAUCAGACAGAUCCGAAUACUGGAAGUCUUCUGGGAAUUUGCCUGAUCAAGUACAAAGACAGCAAACCGGUCAAAGGCGUGUCGGUGUCUGCCGCCAAUGCUGCAAAGCGUGCCGAGAAGGAAGCGCAUAAUGGACGCAUCGGCUUGACACAGGUCAAAGUCGAGCGCGAUCGCGAAGGACGCAGAUGCCGAAGAUAUAUCGAGUUCAAGCUCAAGAAGGAAGCCGCCCGACACGCUCUUCCUACUCCUUCGAUAGCCGCCGAGUCAGCCGCUUCUUCGACACCAGUGCCACCACCUCCUCCGCCACCGCCAGGUGCUCGCGAAGAGGCGAAGCCUGUCCCAGCGAACACGCCGAAAGCUCCCAAGGGGCCAGCAUCGAAACGAGAACAAGGAAAACGAGAACGAGCGGCCGAGUCGGAACAGCCCUCGACUGCAAAGGAACGCGACACUGGACGAUCAAUCGUUGAAUCAGAGGCGAUAUUGGCCAAGAUCAAACGAAAGCCGUACAUAUUCAUUUCGCGUGAUAGCGUGCCUGUGCUUGGCUCCACUGUUCCUCAUCUUAAGAAGAGAUUUAAGGCAUAUGACUGGCGAGAGAUUCGCGUCGACAAGACAGGUUACUUUGUCAUUUUCGACGACUCUAAGCGCGGCGAAGACGAGACGGUCAGGUGUUUCAAGGAGUGCAACAACGGUCCAAUGUUUACUUACAAGAUGGCUAUGGAAUGCCAGCAGUACGGAAACCCCGAUUAUGUCCGCAGUCCAAGCCCCGAGACUCAGGCUGUCCAAACUCGAAAGAAGGAGGAGAUGGAUCGGCUGGAACGAUGGGCCGCAGAGGAUCUGGAAGAAGAAAAGAAAGAAAGAGCUGUUGAUUUGGAUCCUGUCAAGGGCGCACUUGAACUUCUUCAAGUCGAGUUGCGCAACAAGAUCAUGGACGACAUCAAGAGUCGCAUCGUCACUCCAACAAUCCACGAUUGCCUAGAACCCGCUAGACAUGUCGCGAAACGCCAGAAGCUGGAUCUUCCAGACCCUGCUGAAAAUGAGAACAAGGUGCCGAAUUUGUUGUUGAACAAAGCCAGCGACACACCCACCACAACAUCCCGAGCCCGAAACGGCCGUCCUUUAUCUCACAGCAAGCCUCUGCGCCCGCACGACCCUAACCGUGGACGUCAAGUUACCACGACUGUGUAUAUGGAUGAGCGCCGGAAGCGCCGACCAGCUGCCCGUCCUGCUCACGCCCGUCCAUUGCAUUAUCGUCUACAAAAUAUGUACAGAGGAGACGACGAAGACGAGGAAGAUUCUGACGACGAUCGCAAGACCACGAUGACUCGAGACACGGAAGACCAAGAGAGCAGACCCCUCAGUCGGGCCAGCCGUAACUCAACACCCGUCAGCGUAUCUGAUUCUAUCGACGUACCGACGCCUCCCCAUAAAAAGAGAAAGCUGGUGCACAAAGAGAGGGAAAUAACACCCGAAGAGCAAGAGACCUUCGCGCCGCAUCACAAAGAGCUCCUUGGCGACCUUAUCCAGAAAAUCCCUGAACGCAUGGCAACAAGAGAGCUGGAAUUGGUUGUUAGUACGCUUCCUAGGGACUCAAAGUUCCAGGAACGUGCACGAAUCGAGCUCCACACCAGACAGCGAGCCAAGUACGAUGGCGAGGAGACACCAGCUCCAACAACAGAAACCACAAGAGCGAAGCCGCAUGCGUCCACAACCGACACAAACAUGGAUCAAUCAGAAAACCUCGCUGUCAAGCCUGUCAGAAAGGAACCUAGGAGGAAGCGACCGAAAUCGAAGAAACAGAUCUUCGAGGAACGCGAAGCCGAACGAGCUGCUAUGGCUGCUGCCGACGACUCUCAAGCCAUGGAAGAUGAGAGUCAAGCAGAAGACAGAGACAUCGAGCUUGGAGAUGCUGAACCAGUCAUCGAGGAGGAGGAAGAGGAGGGCGAAGCAAGGCCCCAAGUCGAGUGGGGCGUGUCUACUGACCAGCGACGCAAGACUGUGGAAGACGACGACGAUGUUUUCUUGGAUAUCGACGGUUGGAAGCACAUGAUCAAAGACGAGGAAGAUAUGCGAUUCCUACAACAAGCCUUGGAAGACGUCUCUGCCGCAGAUAUCGGAGACAUCACCCUCUGGGCUCGCAAACAAAAGGAGAUCAAGGCGCUCAACGUCGUCGAGGGUCUUGGAUCAGUCUCCGCCGCGGCCAGAAUUCUUGGAUACUACGUGCCCAACCCUACCGGCUGCGCACGUACUGAAGGAGUCAAGAAGAUCUUCGAAUCCGAAAAGUCCAAGUACUUACCCCACCGCAUUCGUGUUCAGAAGCAACGCGAAGCACGUGAGGCGCAGGCUCAGGAGGAUCCGACUGCAGCUGUGGAAGCCGCAAAGGCCGCCGCAGCUGCCAAACUCGCUUCUACCGCCUCGUCCCGCAGCAAUCGUGCAAACAACCGACGCUUGGUGAAUGAUAUCAACUUGCAAAAGCAGAACCUCGGUACUACUGGUGCCGAGACGGACGCCAUCAAGUUCAACGCGCUUAAGAAACGCAAGAAGCACGUCAAGUUCGACAGAUCCGCCAUCCACGGUUGGGGCUUAUAUGCCAUGGAGAACAUCGCUUUCAACGACCUUAUCAUCGAGUACGUUGGCGAAAAGGUACGUCAAAAAGUCGCCGACCUUCGCGAAAUCAAGUACGACAAGCAAGGCAUUGGAAGCAGUUAUCUGUUCCGCAUGGUGGACGAUGAGAUUGUCGACGCCACAAAGAAGGGCGGCAUUGCCCGUUUUAUCAACCACAGUUGCACACCCAACUGCACCGCAAAGAUCAUCAAGGUCGAUGGCACACGAAGAAUUGUCAUCUAUGCUCUCAAGGACAUUGCCAAAAACGAAGAGCUCACCUAUGACUACAAGUUCGAGCGUGAAUAUGGCAGCGAUGAUCGUAUCCCAUGUCUUUGCGGUUCCGUGGGAUGUAAGGGAUUCCUAAACUAAGGAUGCCUCUGGGAAAUGGUGUGUUGUAUAUUAGGUACUCGAGGAAAAACAUGCAUCAAUUGGCGCAAAGGGAGGGACACAAAAUGGAGGCCAGGUUUGCAUGGAAUGUGGUUUUCUCAGCGUUUCAAUUGUACGAUAUUCAUCGAAAAGUCCCCUCUGGACUUGUUCUGGCCGGUUGCCAAUUCGAACCGGGCCAGGGACAGGACUACAUACAUGCAUGAAAUUAAUAAGCAAAGUUGCAACAA
Aureobasidium pullulans EXF-150 is the source of this 3852-nucleotide messenger RNA. RefSeq names its product histone H3-K4 methyltransferase Set1. The transcript is spliced from 3 exons. Gene Ontology annotation, molecular function: RNA binding; protein binding; histone H3K4 methyltransferase activity. Bases 35 to 3607 code for a protein of 1190 amino acids. Gene Ontology annotation, cellular component: Set1C/COMPASS complex. NCBI's taxonomy places the organism in Eukaryota, Fungi, Ascomycota, Dothideomycetes, Dothideales, Saccotheciaceae. The record is from RefSeq and is a predicted model, not a curated record.